UUGAUGACGUAUCUCCGAACAGUCAACAGACACACACACGGUCGGUCCGGACUGGAGCUACGCCGGGGCCAAUAUUUUUCCCUUUUUUCUGCUGUCUGUGCGUUUUGGCGAUCUUAUAAACAUCAUACAUACGAGGCGGCCGGAAUAGAUUGUUUACACGAAGCAAAGAGACGGUUGGUAGCGGUUUUUGUGGACGAGAGCGCGCUCCGGAGUGUGACGCCUGUUUUUAUUUGUGUUCACUGCGACACGGAAAGUGACAGUGCAGGAUUCCUCGCCUUGACAGCUUAAAGACACGACUGGAGCAUUACACAUGUUAUUGCACUUUAGACCAUUGGCUUAAAGAGUCAGUUUUAGUACUUUAGUCGUCUUGCUGUAGGAGAGCAGGCCAGUGGAGAAAGCCUAAUCAUCAUCGUCAUCUUCAUCAACCCACGCCUGGUUUUUAUAGUCUAAUAUUUCACAUUUAAAUACAUCUGUUAGUGCUUAACUUAUUCUUCAACACGAUGAGAGAAAAGUUACAGUAUUAAUGGUGAACAGGGACCUUAAUGACACAAUGUUGUCUACAUGAUGUGCAUGUGCGAUACUCGCUUUUAAUGUAGACAAAGCUGAUUCAGACCGACUUUGAAAGAUGUUGUAGGUGUUUACAGUUUUGUUAGGAGCGCAGGAUUGCCAAAGAAAAGACUUUAGAUAUAGGACAGAGUGAAUUGCCUUAUGCAACCCUUUAAAUCAAUACUACAGCGACCGUAUGAAUGAAGCGAGGUGUAUUUAGGUGCAUAAAUAAGGUAAGGACCACCAUUUAAAGCUAUGAUGUGAACUUUUAAUUCGUGAUGCACUUACAAAGGAGAUAUUAAACUGUUUCUCCCUGGGUUUGAGAGAAUUGAACUACAUCGUAGCGGAUUGAGAGAACUUCUGUUGGUUUUUAGUGCAUGACAGGCAGUGGUGUGUGCUCCAGCUCCUUGGAAAUGAGAAAAUGAAUUGCGAGGAACAAGCUGUAGAUUUGUGCAAUGCUAUAGAUUUGUGCAAUGUGUCUGACAACACUAUAUCACACCCCGGAGACAAAAUCCUUCCCCAUGAUGGCCUCUUGCAGGUGGAUAGAGAGCAGGGGGACGCUUCCGUCCUGACCAGGUUAAAAGACGUCCAUUCAAAGGACGAUGAUUCCACUGAGCUCAAAGCACUGCAUAGUAAAAACAACGGCUCCAUUGCGGUGUCAGCCGACCCUGUUAAUGGUUCUGUCGGUGAUUUGCAACAGAAUAUAAACAAGUUUGAGGAACCACCAGUGAGCAAAUGCUCUGUUGGAGAUGGGGGUGGUGAUGAAGAUGAUGAUGGUGAGAUGGAUAUCGGUGUGGAUUUAAGUCUGGAUGAAAAUGGCGUUUUGGAGUUCGAGCCAGCGGCCCAGACUCAAAAUGAGGAAAGUGCCUCUAGUUGUGAUAACUCUCUAACAUCAGAAACUGUCAUAGAACUGUAUGCACAGCAACCUUUGGAAGAACGUAGUGAGGAUGUGCCCUCAGAGACUGUGUCGACGGCUACAACGCCAGGCAAUGGAACUGGGGUUAAGCAUAGGUCCAAAAGGGUGACCUUUCCGUCAGAUGAAGACAUCGUCUCGGGUGCGGUUGAGCCGAAGGACCCUUGGAGACACGCCCAGAAUGUGACCGUGGAGGAGAUUCUGAAUGCCUACAGACAAGCAUGCCAGAAGCUCAACUGCAAACCAAUCCCUAAAGUGCUCAAACAGAUACAGGACUUAAAAGACCUGACACAGCGAAACGAGUGCCUAGAACUCAAAGGAGAGAAGCUGGACUAUAAAUCAUGUGAAUCUCUGGAGGAGAUCUUUAAGAGGGUGCAGUUUAAAGUGGUGGAUCUGGAACAGACAAACUUAGACGAGGAUGGAGCAUCAGCUUUGUUCGAUAUGAUUGAGUACUAUGAAUCUGCCACUCAUCUCAACAUCUCCAGCAACAAGCACAUCGGCACACGCGGCUGGCAGGCCGCCGCUCACAUGAUGAGGAAGACAAGCUCUCUGCAGUACCUGGAUGCGCGUAACACCCCGCUGCUGGACCAUUCGGCUCCAUUCGUGGCCAGAGCUCUGCGGAUCAGCGGGAGCCUGACCGUCCUGCACCUGGAGAACGCUGGCAUCUCAGGACGACCGCUGAUGCUGCUGGCUACAGCACUGAAGAUGAAUAUGAACCUCAGAGAGCUGUAUUUGGCUGAAAACAAAUUGAACGGCCUGCAGGAUUCGGCUCAGUUGGGGAAUCUGCUGAAGUUCAACUACAACAUCCAGAUUCUGGACCUCAGAAACAAUCACAUACUGGACUCAGGGUUGGCGUAUAUAUGUGAGGGUCUGAAAGAACAGAGGAAGGGUUUGGUCACACUUGUGCUCUGGAACAACCAGCUCACACACAAUGGCAUGGGAUACCUGGCCGCCGCUUUGCCAUUCACUCAAAGCUUGGAAACACUGAACCUUGGACAUAACGCAGUGGGGAACGAAGGAGUGCACAAACUCAAAGACGGACUCAUAGCAAACCGGUCCAUCCUCAGACUGGGUCUGGCCUCCACCAAACUCUCCUGUGAAGGAGCGGUCGCUAUUGCAGAAUUCAUUGCAGAGAGUCCAAGGCUCCUACGGCUGGAUAUGCGGGAGAAUGAAAUCAAGACCGGAGGCCUCAUGGCUCUUUCCCUCGCCUUUAAAGUCAACACAUCUCUGCUUCGACUCGACCUGGACCGAGAGCCCAAGAAAGAGACGGUGAAGAGUUUCAUUGAGACACAGCGCGCCCUGUUGGCAGACAUUCAGAAUGGCUGCAAGAGGAACUUCAUCCUGGCCAAAGAGAAGGAAGAGACGGAACAGAAGAUGAGGCAGUCGGCUUCAAUGGCCGAAAUCGCCACGGAGGAUCAAACGCAGGAGGAUGAAGAUGUGUCUGUUGAAAAAAGCGAGGAAGAAAAGACCACCAGUCAGGGAGAUGUAACCGAUGAGGGCAGUGUGUCUGAGACCAAAGAGGUCAACGAUCAAAAACCGACACUACAAGACGAUUCUGAUUCAGAUACUGAGGAUGAGGAUGUAGCGGAGGAGUCGAAUGCUUCUGCGAAAACCACAUCUCCCAUACCGAUUCCUGCAAUAAACACCUCUAAGGCCGUGCCCUCGACGCCUCCUCCACCAGAAUCUCCAGCGGGAAUCAAAGUGACCGAAGCCAGUGCUGUCCCCGGAGCCCCGCCAUCUCCUGGCCGCUGCUUUUCGGUCUCUAGUCCCGGCAGAGGACACAAAAUCUUUAUGGUAACGCGUGUGGAAAGCCCUCCGGAGCAGCAACAAACGACUGCAUUUGCAAAAGUCUUCAGCGAGAGGGCAACAAAGAGCCAAACAUCUGCAGCACCUACACAAACUGAUAUAAGAGCACCUUUAGAUGCAUUUUCAAAACUGCCUGAGCAGAAAUCAACAGCGCCUGAGCUCAGCACGUCAACAUCACAUGCAGGAAAAACACCAGCGCCUGAACCGCUCAACACAUCAACGCCUUCACUUGCGGAUAAGCAGGAGAACGUGAAGGAGUCUCAAACAUCGCGAUCAGAAAGCACACAGGAUCCUGCUACGCCAUUUGAAAGCCAAAAGGACUCUGUCCAUCAGACUCACAUAGAGCAGCAGUUGACUGUAAAUACAAAGACAGAAAUGUUGCAAGAGACACAAAAUGUAAGCAAGAAGGACGAGAAGGACUCUGAGCAGAAACAAGAAUCGAAUCCCAUCCAAACAGAGCCAUCUGUUUCAGUACAAUCCCAGGAUGAGACACUAAACCCAGAAGCUGAACUAAGUCCAGAACAACUGCAGGACGUUCAGCCAGGUAGUAAUGGAGAGCAACAAGAGCAGUCCAGUGAUCAGCAACAGGCUGCGCAGAUGCAGCCCUCACCGGAGGUCACAAGAGGUCACGAACCUCUCGAUGAGAAAGUCUGCAGUGCUCAAGCGGGAUCGCCUGACGAGAGCUGCACUGAAGAAGCCGAAGGUCAUCCUGCUUUGUGUACGGGAGCAGUGCUACCCAAUGGGCUGAAGCCAGAAUUUGCCUUUCACCUGCUCGAGCCUGAGGGACCCAAACCAGCCAGCUGCAUUAUGGAGCAUGUGAGCGUGACAGCAGAGCUGAGCUGCGGGCAGGAUUUAGAGGAGCUUCUCCUCGAUGCCAGUCUGGACACCAGCAGAGAUGCACCGUAAUGCUGUAACCAAGGAUCCACACAUGCAGAGAGAAUCAGAAGGGGCCGGUUUGUUCUCGCCACAUGGCAUUCGCCCUUACUCCUCUUCCGUCUUUCUUGUCUCUCUUCCACAAAUUUUCCAAACGUUGCAUCAACAAUACAGAGAACUCACCUUCCCUCAAAUCUUCAGCCUUUACUGAAAUUAGCAAAAUCUCAUUUGUGAUUCAAACACAGUUGCCGUAAAGUUAUUCAGUAUGUUUGGCACAGUUACCAAAGACGCACAUGCAGAGAAACACACACAGAAUCUCGCUAAAACCAGCGACCUUCCUCUGUUCCUAGCCGUUACACUGUUGACCGUGGUGCAUCGCUGCUCACCGCCGCCCACUGGUGGACUAGAGGUCAUAAUGCAGUACAAAGACUGACCAGCUGGAACAUGCACAGACAUUUCAUAGGUUUUGGCUUUCAGAUCUCGAUCAGAAGACGGACGUUGUUUCGCAAGUGCGAGUCUACGUGUGCGUUUGUCAUUAUUAGUGUCUCAUUAACGCAAAAAAAGACUGAGAUCUGCUUUCUGUUCAUUCCUGCUGCUCAGGAAUAGGUCAAAACACCCACUUCUGAUCUCUGAUCUCACCAGGUUCCCUUCAUCAACCAGCACUUCUGAAAGCAUUUUAAACAUGCGUGAUAUGUGAAGCAAUCGGCUGGAUCGUUUAGCGAGUCAUUUGAAUGAUUCGGACAUCUCCGUUCUCGGCGAAUGAAUGAGUACAAUGUUCACUCUCUCUCACUGUCUCAAACACACAUUAGCUCAUUCUGUCUUCCACUGGUUAAACCCUCUGUGUCACCAUACGUACCCGUUUGAAGACAGGACAAGACACAUUUGCCUUUAAACCUUUUUUCAGCUCUUUGUUCUGGCUGCUUGGCUGAAUCAGUUUGUAUUUAUUUUAAACAACCCGAGUCUGUUGUGUGAUUUAUUUUUUUUUUUUAUUUUCUUCUCCUCCUCGUGUUCCCCAUCUUUUUUUUAAGCUGUUGUUGUGGGAUUUCCCCUCUUUGGUGUAUAUUUUCAGAUUCUAUAAAGAGCAAAUAUUAAGUUUAAAGUUUUCCUAUUUUGAUUGGUGGGGGUUUGGGAAAGGGGCGGGGCUUGCUGAUUGAUUUAUAUAAAUAGGGCUGGAGCUCUGGGAGAGUAUAUUAUGUAAAUCGAGCGUGUUUUGGGGUGUGAAGGCCGCUAUGAGGCAGUUGGAGUGCCAGACACAAGACUUCAUGAAGAAAACACUACGCUUGUGUGAAGCUACUGCCGCUGGAGACACUAGAGACUACACUUUACCUCGAGAGAAGUCACCAUCGUCAGAAGAACGUGUGAUUUUGGGACAAA
Molecule: messenger RNA, 5512 nt
Organism: Labeo rohita (rohu)
Lineage: Eukaryota; Metazoa; Chordata; Actinopteri; Cypriniformes; Cyprinidae
Gene: ppp1r37
Product: protein phosphatase 1, regulatory subunit 37
Exons: 13
Coding region: 968-4171 (1067 amino acids)
Molecular function (GO): protein binding
Source: RefSeq, a predicted model, not a curated record